Molecule: messenger RNA, 843 nt
Organism: Gongylonema pulchrum
Lineage: Eukaryota; Metazoa; Nematoda; Chromadorea; Rhabditida; Gongylonematidae
Source: the annotation of a GenBank genome assembly
AUUGAGAAACCAUCACAGGUGGGUAAGAAGAAAUAUGCGUGGUCGCAAACAGCAAUGGAUGUAACGGCAGUGUUCACAUGUGCAGAGAUAAUUUCGAAAAAAGACGUAUCAUUAUCAUUGAGUGCAACAUCUGUGCACUUAUCGGUGAAGGGUGUUGUCCUCAUCGGUGGUACACUUGGUGGCUCAAUUGAUCCAACUUCAUCGACGUACACUAUUGAUAAUGAUAAGCUGGAACUUUUCCUCAGCAAAAGUGCUGGAGGAGGCCUGACGAACUGGACAGAACUGGUAAUAGGUGAUAAUUAUGGUACAUAUGAAGUUGAUCCUGAAGCCCUGGCUACGACAGCAGAAUUGCUGGAACGAUUUACUAGCGAGUCACAGGCUCUGGGGGAAGGAGGAGUGGGACAGAGUUUCAACACAGAACAGCUGGAAGAUUGUGACGUCAGCAUGGAAGAUAUUUGCAAAAUACGCUGGCUUAAUUGUACAUCAGGGAAAAUUACUCAUCAGGCUUCAAAAACGCAAAGGCGAUUCACCACUUGCCAGAACGGAGGUGAAUAUGCCGUUAUUGUGGAAGCUAAGCGACAUGCAUUUGUGUACUGGCAACCGCUUAUUGUUGAUUCAGAUCUGCGAAAUCGAAGGACAGGCCGACGAAUCCCAGAUUUAGCGAAGCAGUAUCUGAUCACUUUGAGCAAACGUUCGGAUUCGGGAGACGAUGGAGUCGUGUCGGAAAACAUCGUUGGCGUUCAUGCUGACACUGAUUUCCUUUUUAUUUUAACCACUGCCGACCUUUUUGCUUUCAAAGUGAGACAUUUUCGAGAAGAAAAUAAUCUUGUUGAAAUGACCUGA